CUGAAUAGCUGGGGGGAUUUGGGACCAUCCUGCCAAAUUUGGUGUCUCUAGGACAAUACAAUACAACAGAAAUACAAUAAAAAUUAUUCAUACCAUUAGACAAUUAUUAGAAGCACAUGUCAAGCAUAUCUUUACAAUCCUACACAGUUAAUAGGAAUAAUUGCCCCUGUAAGUGAACCAACAGCUUGUAGGGUCUUAUUGACCUGGUUACCUUAAGUGACUGUGCAUUAUAAGCCCUGCUCUUUCAAUGCGCCAGCAAGUUUAUGUUUUUUAAAACACUAGACUGAUGUCUCUUAUUUGAGCUUUCUGUUAUAUUUUCAUCUUUGAAAGUGAAUAAACAUAUAAACAUAUAUUAUUAAAAGAAAUUACUUAUCCCAUAGUCUAAAUCUUUACCACUGUUACCAGUCGACUCUUCUUAAAACUGAACACUUUCAGCAACAGCAUAUUUCAUCACCAACAAGAUUAGCUCCUAUAAAAAGCCACCUAGCUUCCUUCAUUCAUAAACACCUUCACGCCCAUUAACAUUUACGUCUGUUUGGCGACUUGUUUAAAGGCUAAUGGCAUUAUCCUUGAGUAAAUACCAUGCUCCAUUUUAACUAGCUAAAGAUACCUCUAGUUUAGAAGCAAUUUAAGAAUGGGCACUUGGAUGUCAGAGGGGAUCCGUGGCUUUUCGUAGCUUGGUAAAAAGAAAAAAAAAAUCUUUUGACACAUUUAAGACACGUUUUAACAGAAGCGCAACAUUCCUUUAGGAUUCAAAGCUGACGUCACAACCAAGCAAAAGCUUAAAGGAUAAUAGCAUUUAAGUUGGCUGCUGAACUCUUAGCUCUUUACAGACAGCAUUAGACCAGUGUAGCUUCCUCCUGCCUGGAUCUUUAUACUUAAAUAGGUUAGAUUUAGCGUCAGUAUAGCCCUGAGAUUUACAGUGAUGAGUAUGGUGAAGUUAUAGGAACGGAAAGGAUGUUCAACUUUCAGAAGAACAGGAGACAGAGCCUCUUUCCCAACUAUAAACUUGCAAAAUCUGAGUCAACAGAUGAUAACGUUCCAUUUGCUAAAGACUGUUUGGUGAAACAAUGGAGCUCUUUAUGCGAACUUCAGAGGGAUAUUUAUGACAUCUACGCCGAAGACGACGACGAGGAUGUUGUGAAACAUUCAGAACCUUCAUCGUGGUUUACAUCGCCCAGCAAGAACUGCACACUCAACCUCAAUGUUGGAGGGAAGUACUAUCGGAUCACCUACAAAAUGGCGGCGAGAUACCCCCAAAGCAGAAUCGGCCGUCUGGCCAUCUACACAGACCUCAACCAGAAGUUGGACCUCUGCGACGACUACGUUGUGAAGGACAACGUAUAUUUCUUCGACCGAGAUCCAGAUGUGUUCAACAGCAUCUUCAACUUCUACAGAACUGGUGUGCUGUGGAUCAAAGAUGAGCUUUGUCCAAGAAACUUCCUGGAGGAGAUAAAUUAUUGGGGCGUUCGGAUCAAAUACACACAGCGCUGUUGCCGGAUCUUGCUUGAGGAGAAGCACGAUGAGUUGUGCGAACAGCUAAAAGUUCAGAAGGAACUGGAAGCUGAGGUGGAAUCCGAGGAAAAUGAGGAAGCGUUUGAGGAAAUGUACUUCGGAAAGAUGCGAAGGGCUCUGUGGAACCUCAUGGAGAAACCGUUCUCCUCGGUACCGGCUAAACUCAUGGCAGUGGCCUCGAGUGUGUUUGUGUUGGUGUCCCUGGUAACGAUGACGUUGAAUACUGUAGAAGCAAUGGAGAACAUGGCACCUACCAACCAAUCCAGAGGAAGGACAUGCGGAGAAUUGGUGGAGACAUUGUGCAUAACCUUCUUCACCACUGAGUAUCUUCUACGUCUUGCGUCAACACCUGAUCUCAGUCACUUUGCGAAAAGCAUGCUGAACGUGGUAGACCUGAUGGCCAUCCUACCACAGUUCCUGCAGUUUGUGCUUGAGAGCUUUGUGAGUCCGGGUUUUGGUAGACUAAACCCUGACAUUGAGACUGUAGGGCAAGUGAGUAAACUGGGACAAGUGCUGCGAAUCAUGCGACUCAUGCGCAUUUUUCGCAUUCUUAAAUUGGCGCGUCACUCCACAGGGCUACGAGCAUUUGGGUUUACAUUGCGACAGUGCUACCAACAGGUGGGAUGUCUCUUCCUCUUUAUCGCCAUGGGGAUCUUUACAUUCUCAGCCAUGGUUUAUACUGUUGAGCAUGACGUCCCUCAUACCAACUUCACCAGUAUUCCACAUGCUUGGUGGUGGGCAUCUGUUAGUAUCUCUACUGUAGGUUAUGGUGACAUGUAUCCCGAGACACUUUUGGGGCGGAUAUUUGCCUUUGGCUGCAUUUCCUUUGGAAUCAUUUUGAAUGGCCUUCCAAUCUCGAUCCUCUUCAAUAAGUUCUCUGAUUACUACGCCAAACUGAAGUCCCAUGAGUACACGUCCAACAUGAGGAACAGAGGAAAAGUUAACUUCAUCCAGAGAGCCAAGAAGAAACUUAAAGAAAGUGGUUGCUUUGAAACUGUCUCAUAGUCACCAAUGAAAUUCAACUCAGUGUUGUUUUAUGUACCACUUACACUACAUGUAACACUUUACAAUAAGGCUGUAUAAGUUAAAUGGAAUUUUUGUCACCAUUUACUCACCCUCAUGUUCUUGCAAACUUGUAUGACAUUCUUCCACGGAACACAAAAGGAGACGUUAGGCAGUAUGUUAGGGACUGACAACCACAGUCACCUUUCACUUUCAUUAUAAAAAGAUGCAAAAAGUGAAUGGUGACUGAAGCUAACAUUCUGCUUAACAUCUCUCUUUGUGUUUCAUGGAUGAAAUAAACAAUAAAAUAACAAUGAGCUGUAUUUUUACAGCAUUUUUGAAUCCUGGUUAAUGUUCAUUUAAAUAUACUAUUGUUCAUUUAGGUUCAAAAUGCUUUACUGUUAUGUGUAUGCAACUUUUAAAAAUGUAUUAGUAGAAACUAGCAUUAAUAAAGAUAAAUGGAUGUUGUAAAAUUAUUUUCAGAGUCAGUUCAUGUUAACUCUUGUGAUUACUAUUGUUAACAUUUACAACCUUAUUGUAAAGUGUUUAUAGUUGGACAUUUGAAACUGUAUUGAUUUAAGUCUGUUGUUUAAGAUUGUUUUCUAAAAGGCCUAUUAUGCAAACGUGCCAAAUUAUGCAAUUUGUAAAAUGUUAUUAUUUAACGUCACACAAGUAAUAAGUAACAAGAGAAGUGUCUUACUGAUAGAAAUUUCAAACUGAACAUAAUACAGUCUGUUGUACCACAUAUGAUUUUCCUUGUGUUAUUGAUUGUUUAGUUUCUAUGGCAUGAACAAACUUUUGGCAAUAAAGCUGGACUAAAAGAAUAGAGGACAUCUGAAGAUGUUUCCACGUCAGGUUUUUGCAAAUCUAAACUGUUGUACACGUCGUUUCUUUUGCGUUUUCUGCCUAUUCACAGAAACACAUAAAUCCACACUGACCCUGGCCUGAACUGCACUCUUGAACUUGACCUGACCGACAACCACAAUAGAAGAUUAGUCUAAUUUGGCUUUUAAAAUAGCCUCAAUUAAAAACAGAACAGUCUGUACUGUCACACGUCAACACUCUCAUGGCCACACGUCGCCCCACAAUAUGUACUUUCAAACACUUUUUCUUUUUUUAAAGAUCCAUGCAAAAUGUCCAUCAAAUUGAAUUAAGUAAUCUUUAAUAAUAAUAAUAAUAAUAAUAAUAAUAUAUAUAUAUAUAUAUACACAGUGUUGGGGAGUAACGUAAUUCAUGUAACGGGAUUACGUAUUUAAAAUUUAAAAUAUAAGUAACCGUAUUCCACUAGUUACAAUUUAAAUCAUUGGUAAUUAGAAUACAGUUACAUUCAAAAAGUAUUUUGAUUACUUUAGAGAUUACUUUGCAUUUUAUUGUCAUUUGUUUCAUUUAAUAUUUAGUCCUUUCAGAUGUUAAACAUUUAUACGUAUAAAAGAUGCGAUCCAAAGUGCAUUUGAACAGCGGUGAAACACUUUCUUAUGAUGUGUUACAUUCAUGCGAGCAGACAGAGAAGUACGUUUGAAGUAAGUUUGGAGCAGAAGAAAUAGAAAUAAACCUUGUGUAAAUUAUCAGCUUUACGCUAAGAUAAAAUGCUAUUUCUAGCCAUUUUACAUGCACAUGUUACUAGGCACGAUCAUAUUUGUUUAUCAAGAAAAUUCACGUUGCAUCAUAAUUUCUUUUUUUCUAGUAAGACCUUUGAUAUCAAGGCAAAAAUUAUAUUCUUGAUAAUAAUUUUUGUAUUGUUUUCCUGUAAAAAUAUCUAAAAAUCCUUAAAACAAGAUCAGUUUGAUUUAUCUUGUUUUAGAAACAACACUGCAUAAAAUAUUUCGGUUUUUCAGAGAAUGUAUUUUUAACGUGUAUUUUGUCUUACUGUACUGGCAGAGUUUUUAUAGUCAAAACAAGUGAAAAAAAAUCUACCAGUGCUGAAGAAGUAAUCCAAAGUAUUUAGAUUACGUUACUGACCUUGAGUAAUCUAACGGAAUAUGUUACAAAUGAUAUUUUACAGCAUGUAUUCUGUAAUCUGUAGUGGAAUACAUUUCAAAAAUAACCCUCCCAACCCUAUAUAUAUAUAUAUAUAUAUAUAUAUAUAUAUAUAUGAAUUCUGCCUAAGAUCUCCUUUUGCAUUACACAGAAGAAAGUCAUACGGGUUUUGACCCACAUCAGGAUGAGUACAUUAUGACAGAAAUUCAUUUUGGAUGAUAACGCACUUGCACUCCAGACCUGUAGGUAUUGCAGUAUCAUUUAAGCGUCACUUCUCGCUGUGCUCUUGCUCGUCCCUGACCUCUGCAGACUGACUGCUCUUGUA
Myxocyprinus asiaticus (Chinese sucker) is the source of this 4819-nucleotide messenger RNA. Its product is annotated as potassium voltage-gated channel subfamily V member 2-like. Gene Ontology annotation, cellular component: membrane; voltage-gated potassium channel complex. Gene Ontology annotation, biological process: protein homooligomerization; potassium ion transmembrane transport. Gene Ontology annotation, molecular function: voltage-gated potassium channel activity. The transcript is spliced from 2 exons. The record is from RefSeq and is a predicted model, not a curated record. NCBI's taxonomy places the organism in Eukaryota, Metazoa, Chordata, Actinopteri, Cypriniformes, Catostomidae. Bases 958 to 2520 code for a protein of 520 amino acids.